Mucor velutinosus is the source of this 1353-nucleotide messenger RNA. It is a transcript of the gene PRI1, whose product is annotated as p48 polypeptide of DNA primase. The record is from RefSeq and is a predicted model, not a curated record. Bases 1 to 1353 code for a protein of 450 amino acids. Gene Ontology annotation, molecular function: protein binding. The transcript is spliced from 3 exons. Lineage: Eukaryota; Fungi; Mucoromycota; Mucoromycetes; Mucorales; Mucoraceae.
AUGUACGAUGGAAAGAAAGACAAAACGAAAGACUAUUCUCUUGGCUUACACGGUGCAGCAAUGAACGGCAAUGUUGGACUUGUCAAGUUUGCUCUUGAUCAUGGCGCACCUAUAGAUUCCGUUGUGAAUGGCUACAUGCCACUUCAGCUAGCUUGCAUCAAUGAAAAUCACAUUGCUGUUGUGCAGUAUCUGAUAGACAGAGGAGCGGAUGUCAAUGCCCAAAGAUGGUCAAGAAAGCACAGUGCAGACAAGUCGCAAGCAGUUGCAGGUGCCACGGGAUCAACCGCUUUACAUGUUGCCUGUGCGAAUGGAUGUACAAAGAUUGUGGACUUGCUGCUUAGAAAUGGAGCCAAGAUCAAUGUCAAGGACAAAUAUGGGUCUCGGCCAGUUGAUGUAGCUGCAGCUAAACAUCACGUGGAGAUAGUUAAGCUACUGGAGACGUUUGGGUCAAUGCAGAUAAUGCUAAAAGGGUUGCAAGAAGGAAAACAUGUUGCAGAAGCAGGCCGUCGAUCGAUGGAUGCAGCUUCAUAUCAACAACAACAGCAGCAGCAGCAGGCCAAAGCAGACAGACUACGACGACCUAGUCUACCCAGUGUAUUCGAGCAUCAAUUGCAUAUACCAGAUAUAUCCACGUUACCACCACCAAGACACAGUUUAAACACACCACGACCAUCUGCCGACGAAUUGCAACAAGAUUACUACAGCUAUGGUGUGGUAAAUCAUUACGAGGAUGAGAAUUAUCUGACCUCAUUGGAAAGAAGAGCGUUUGGUGUGGCUUCUCCCACCACCACACCCAGCGCCUACUUUUCAAAUCAUGAUCUGGAGGAAAAUAAAAUCAUUGGACGUGCUUCUCUUGACUCUGCUCAUAUACGUCCUUGUUUGGAUUCAACCCCUUUAAAGAGAUGCAGCUCAGAUGGUGGUCACUUGCGUACGACUGCCUUGAUGAAUGCGAUGGCUGCCAACAACAUCUCAUUGCAAGACGAUGAGAAUGGCAAUGUGAUUGAAAUAGACGACGAUGCAGAUGAAGAAACACCAAGGCCCUCUCUAGGCGACGAUAGACCCGAUAUAGAACAACUCAAACCAAAGAAAACGUGGUUCAGCAGCGGUAGAAAAUCAGUUGAUAUGUAUCCUAUUGGUAGACCCUCACUGGAAAACAAUCAGCGUAGAAGUAGUCUCGAUUUUAGGCCUAGUUUGGAUAGUUUAUCGCAAUUAGCCAAAAAGAGUAUGGAGGGAUUAUCUCGCAAGAGCAUUGAUAUGGACCAUAUUCCCUCUUCUUCUGCUACAGCAACAGCAACAAGUAGCCGAGGGUUUUUAUCAAAGUGGUGGUCAAAUUCUGAAAGCAAUGCAAAAUAA